This is a messenger RNA of Medicago truncatula (barrel medic), 1119 nucleotides long. Its product is annotated as cyclin-T1-3. Bases 1 to 1119 code for a protein of 372 amino acids. The record is from RefSeq and is a predicted model, not a curated record. Gene Ontology annotation, biological process: regulation of transcription by RNA polymerase II. NCBI's taxonomy places the organism in Eukaryota, Viridiplantae, Streptophyta, Magnoliopsida, Fabales, Fabaceae. Gene Ontology annotation, molecular function: cyclin-dependent protein serine/threonine kinase regulator activity. The transcript is spliced from 5 exons.
AUGCCGGAAUAUCAGCUAAACAAUGUUUCAUUUGUGCAAGAUCCAGGAAGGCAUAUGGAAUCUGUUCAUGAAGUGUAUGAGCAGCAGAAAGAAUUAAUUUUACUUGGAGAGAGGGUGUUACUUGCCACUUUAGAUUUUUACCUGAAUGUUCAACUUCCGUAUGAGCCCCUUGCUGAGGGCAUAAUCAAGCUCAAUCUCGCAAAGAAUUAUGCCCUUGUACAAGCUGCAUGGUCCUUUGUUGAUGACGGGCUGAGUACAUCGCUCUGCCUGCAAUUUAAGCCAAACCAUCUUGCAGCAAGUGCCCUUUUUCUUGCUGCCAAGUUCCUGAAAGUGAAUCUUCCGUCAGAUGGUGAGAAGGACUGGUGGCAACAGUAUGAUCUUACCAAAUGCCAAUUGGAGGAAGUUAGCUAUCAAAUGUUGGAACUCUACGAGCAGAAAAGAAUUCCACCAUCACAAGCAAGUGAAGCAGAAAGAGCUGCUACAAAGUCUCCUGCCACAAAUGAGGAACAGGCCUCAAAACAAAUUUCUUUUCAUCCAUCCCCUUGGUACUCAUCUUCAAAUAAUAGUGGGACCGACAUUAGUGGGAACCAGGAUAGAAUGGAUGGUCGAAAUCUCAAGAUUAAGGAAGGCUCAGUUGGUCACUCACCUAAAGAAGCAGUCCAGAUGACUGAUAAAGUCAAGUUAAAGGCUGCGUUUGUAGAAAGAAGAAAGGAACAAGGUGAAGUCACAGUAAAAAAAGAUGUAAUGGAUGACGAUGAUUGUAUUGACAGGGAGCUAGAAGAUGGAGUUGAAAUAGGUCUUGAGAAUGAGAAAAAUAAGCAAGAGAUAAGACAAAAUUGGUCUAUGCCCGAUGACGUAGAUCAUGGUAAGGCCUAUGAGGAAACUAGAGAUGGUAGACAAAUAAGCAUGAAAGGGCAAUUGCAGAAAGACAUAAAUGAAUACAUUGCAGAAGAAGGGGAAGUGAUAGAUGAUGAUGCUUCAUCAUUGUUGAACAAUCACAAGAGAAAGAUGGAUAAUUCUCCAGCUAGGCAACCAGAGAUGAAGAAACGGCUCGGUUGCAGUUAUACGACCGGAUAUAGGGAGCCCUUCAGCGGGAUUUUGUUUCAUCCACUACCAUAA